Messenger RNA from Oncorhynchus mykiss (rainbow trout), 662 nucleotides. RefSeq names its product galanin peptides. The record is from RefSeq and is a predicted model, not a curated record. Lineage: Eukaryota; Metazoa; Chordata; Actinopteri; Salmoniformes; Salmonidae. Gene Ontology annotation, biological process: neuropeptide signaling pathway. Gene Ontology annotation, molecular function: galanin receptor binding; neuropeptide hormone activity. Gene Ontology annotation, cellular component: extracellular region; secretory granule.
AGCACGACAGGGACAUUGAAGAUCUCUUUGCUGUAAUAUUGCAUUGUAUUUUUGCUUAUUCUAUAAGCAUACCUAUUUUGAAGAAAGCCUUACAUUUUUAAAUUAUCUUUUAUCUCUUGUACUGUUGAACAAAACUUUAAAGAUGAAGAAGUCUUUUGGAGUAGUGUGCAUAUCACUCAUUUUAUUUGCAGCUCUGUCAGAAACAAUUGGAUUAGUGAUUGCGGGUAAAGAGAAGCGAGGGUGGACACUAAACAGUGCUGGCUACCUUUUGGGUCCCCACGGCAUUGACGGUCACCGCACUCUCAGUGACAAGCAUGGCCUUGCUGGAAAGAGAGGCAUGCCCCUGGACGAUGACUUCAAAACAGGUGCCUUGAGAAUAGCAGAUGAGGAUGUAAUACACACUGUCAUUGACUUCUUAUCAUACCUGAAACUUAAAGAAAUCGGAGCUCUGGAUACCAUGCCUUCCUCUCUCACAUCAGAAGAGAUGGAUCAGCCCUAGUUCAACUGAUCUCUUCUCUACGCCUUACCUGCCUACAAACAACAGUAUCUGUACAUUUCCCAUUAUACUGGUGUCAUCAUAACAACAAUAUACUAAACAGAUUAAUCACGUUCUUAUUAUAAUUUGAAAGAAAUGGACUGAAUAAAACUUUUGAAUGGCAAAA